This is a messenger RNA of Solanum stenotomum, 612 nucleotides long. RefSeq lists its product as uncharacterized. Gene Ontology annotation, molecular function: nucleic acid binding. NCBI's taxonomy places the organism in Eukaryota, Viridiplantae, Streptophyta, Magnoliopsida, Solanales, Solanaceae. The coding region runs from base 1 to 612 and encodes 203 amino acids. The record is from RefSeq and is a predicted model, not a curated record. The transcript has a single exon. Gene Ontology annotation, biological process: DNA integration.
AUGGAACGGGAUUGCUUUCGCUUAGUCAAAAAAUGUCAUCAGUGCCAAAUUCACAGUGACCUAAUUCAUUCACCUCCUUCAGAGUUGCACCUCAUGGCCACUCCUUGGCCCUUUGUUGCAUGGGGAAUGGAUGUCAUUGGACCAAUUGAGCCUAAAGCUUCUAAUGGACAUCGAUUCAUUUUGGUCGCAAUUGGUUGCUUUACCAAAUGGGUGGAGGAAAUCACUUUCAAAGCAGUCACUAAGAAGGAGGUCAUGGAUUUUGUCCAUUCAAACAUCAUUUAUCAUUUUGGUAUUUCAAGAAUCAUAAUCACAGAUAACGCUGCAAACCUUAAUAACAAUUUGAUGAAAGAAGUAAUUGAGCAAUUCAAAAUUGUGCAUCACAAUUCUACUUCAUACGGACCGAAAGCCAACAAAACUGUGGAGGCUGCCAACAAGAAUAUCAAAAAGAUUCUCAGGAGGAUGGUUCAAGUAAGGCUGGCAAACGGACAGGACCGGAUCAACAGGACCGGUUAUACCGGAACCGGUCCUCGUUACCGGAUUUCGUUACCGGAACCGGGUCUUACCGGAAUCGGUUUUACCGGAAAUUUCCAAAUGUUCCGUCCGGUCCCUUAG